AGAUAAGAAGGCGUGAACAGUGAAAAAACGAUUGACCGACAGUGUUGACUUGACAGCAAAGGGAAUUUAAACGAUUAGUGAGUAGUUUGAAUAAUUGGAAGUUCCUUUAAAUUAUAUAUUCUGUACUUGGUUUUUCAAAUAUUUCUCAAAAUUUCGUUCCUUUACUUACCUUCAAGUCAUAGCUUGUGAAUUGAUUAGUAGAAUUGGCCAAUUGUUACAUAAAUCAUGACUGAUGCAAAGUACUUUACCACUACAAAAAAGGGUGAAAUUUUUGAAUUAAAGAGUGAGUUAAAUAGCGAUAAGAAAGAAAAAAAGAGAGAGGCUGUGAAGAAAGUCAUUGCUUCUAUGACAGUUGGAAAAGAUGUUAGUGCCUUGUUUCCUGAUGUUGUGAACUGUAUGCAGACUGACAACUUGGAAUUGAAAAAGCUAGUUUAUUUAUAUUUGAUGAACUAUGCUAAGAGUCAACCCGAUAUGGCAAUUAUGGCAGUGAACACUUUUGUUAAGGAUUGUGAAGAUGCAAACCCUUUGAUUCGUGCUUUGGCUGUUCGCACUAUGGGAUGUAUCCGUGUGGACAAGAUAACUGAGUAUCUUUGUGAACCUCUCCGAAAGUGUUUGAAAGAUGAAGAUCCGUAUGUGAGAAAAACAGCUGCAGUGUCAGUCGCUAAACUUCACGACAUCAAUGCCCAACUGGUAGAGGACCAAGGAUUUCUAGAUCAACUGCGAGACCUCUUAUCUGAUUCUAACCCAAUGGUUGUAGCAAAUGCUGUUGCUGCCUUGUCUGAAAUUAAUGAAGCCUCUAGUAGCGGUCAACCUUUAAUCGACAUGAAUGCACAGACAAUCAAUAAAUUGCUGACUGCAUUAAAUGAAUGCACUGAAUGGGGACAAGUUUUUAUUUUGGAUUCACUAGCAAAUUGUUUGCCGAAAGAUGAAAGAGAAGCUCAAAGCAUUGCUGAAAGAGUUACUCCUAGACUUGCUCAUGCAAAUGCUGCUGUUGUACUUUCAGCUGUCAAGGUGCUAAUGAAACUAAUGGAAAUGAUGAGCCCCGAUUCAGAGUUUGUUACCACAUUAACAAAGAAGUUGGCUCCUCCUUUAGUCACAUUGUUAUCUAGUGAACCAGAAGUGCAAUAUGUUGCACUAAGAAACAUCAAUUUGAUUGUCCAAAAAAGGCCAGAUAUUCUCAAGCAUGAAAUGAAGGUGUUUUUUGUGAAAUAUAAUGAUCCUAUUUAUGUUAAAUUAGAAAAAUUGGAUAUCAUGAUUAGAUUAGCUUCACAAUCUAACAUUGCACAAGUUUUAGCUGAAUUAAAAGAGUAUGCAACAGAAGUUGAUGUUGAUUUUGUACGCAAAGCUGUUCGUGCUAUUGGAAGAUGUGCAAUUAAAGUUGAACCUUCUGCAGAAAGAUGUGUUAGCACCCUUCUUGAUCUUAUACAGACCAAAGUAAACUAUGUUGUACAAGAAGCUAUUGUUGUUAUUAAGGACAUUUUUAGGAAGUAUCCAAACAAAUAUGAGAGCAUCAUUUCUACUUUGUGUGAAAAUUUGGACACACUAGAUGAGCCGGAAGCAAGAGCUUCCAUGAUAUGGAUUAUUGGUGAAUAUGCUGAACGAAUUGAUAAUGCUGAUGAGCUAUUAGAAAGUUUCUUAGAAGGCUUUCAUGACGAAAAUACUCAAGUCCAGCUUCAACUUUUAACUGCUAUAGUGAAACUUUUCUUAAAACGACCUACAGAGACUCAAGAAUUAGUGCAACAAGUACUCAGUUUGGCUACUCAAGAUAGUGACAACCCUGAUCUAAGAGAUCGUGGUUUCAUAUACUGGCGUUUAUUAUCAACAGAUCCGGCAGCUGCAAAGGAAGUGGUUCUGGCAGAAAAACCAUUAAUAUCGGAAGAAACAGAUCUUCUUGAACCAUCGUUAUUAGAUGAACUUAUUUGCCAUAUCAGUAGUCUAGCCUCUGUUUAUCAUAAACCUCCAUCUGCAUUUGUUGAAGGGCGCUUAGGGUUACGCAAAUCUCUACCACCCAGACAAAACUCAUUGGGAUCCACCGAAGAAGCAUCUACUACUAGUCCUACAGUUGUCACUAGUUCUGUUCUCACUGAGCAGCCUUCUGUCAUUCCAGCUGGAGAAAGUAUAAUUGCCGAUUUACUUAGCAUUGAUCUUAAUGCCCCCGCCCCAGCCCCGCCUGUUACUGCACCACCUGUUCCACCAUCAGUAGAUUUGCUUGGAGGUGGUCUGGAUAGCUUUCUUGGAGAUGUUAAUUCUGUUGAAGCCCCUGCAGCUCCAGUUGGUGGAACAACUGGCCUUCUUGAUUUGUUUGGUGUAGGCCCACCUGCAACAUUUUACACACCACCUAAACAAAUUUGGUUAUCUGCUGCACAAGGAAAAGGUUUAGAAAUUACAGGUACCUUCACAUUAAAAAAUAGCCAAAUAUGUAUGGAAAUGACAUUUUAUAACAAAGCAAUGCAAGCAAUGCACAGUUUUGCUAUUCAGUUUAAUAAAAACAGCUUUGGUCUUGCUCCUGCUCAGCAACUUCAAGUACAACCUCUGUCGCCAAAUACUAGUGCUGAUGUGAGCUUGCCUCUAAAUACGUUGGGUGCAGUGCAGAAAAUGGAUCCUUUAACAAAUCUUCAAGUAGCAAUUAAAAACAAUGUAAGUGUGCUUUACUUUAGCACAGUAGUUCCUAUACAUGUACUUUGCACAGAAGAUGGUAUGAUGGAUAAGAGGGUUUUCUUAGCUACAUGGAAAGACAUUCCUGCUCAGAAUGAAGUGCAAUCCACAAUCGAUAAUAUUGUCUUGAGUACAGAUCAAGUAUCUCAAAAACUCCAACAUAGUAACAUUUUCACUAUUGCCAAACGUACCGUUGAUGGGCAAGAUAUGUUAUAUCAGUCUCUGAAGUUAACAAAUGGCAUCUGGGUUCUUGCUGAAAUGAAGAUCCAGCCUGGGGUUACAUCUUUUACACUGUCUUUGAAGUCCCGUGCAAUGGAUGUGGCUACCGCUGUUCAACAAGCUUACGAAGCUAUCUUGCGUAACUGAGAGACUUUGAUGUUUGGAAUUUGAAUAUGAGAUCUGUUUUUAAGUCAUUAUAUAGUUUAUAUGUUCCGUUCAUCGAUAUAUCUACAGAUGUGAAAACCUGUAACAUUCCAAAAUAAACAUGUAUAGAUUAUUAGU
Messenger RNA from Uloborus diversus, 3156 nucleotides. It is a transcript of the gene AP-1-2beta, whose product is annotated as AP-1 complex subunit beta-1-like. Gene Ontology annotation, molecular function: clathrin binding. NCBI's taxonomy places the organism in Eukaryota, Metazoa, Arthropoda, Arachnida, Araneae, Uloboridae. The transcript has 20 exons. Gene Ontology annotation, biological process: vesicle-mediated transport; intracellular protein transport. The coding region runs from base 226 to 3021 and encodes 931 amino acids. Gene Ontology annotation, cellular component: membrane coat; clathrin adaptor complex. The record is from RefSeq and is a predicted model, not a curated record.